AUGAAUUAAUUAUAGACAAGUUAAGAGGUGAAUUGUUUAAAAAAGAAUCCAUUUAACUUCCUUUACUGUUAAGAAAUAAAUGCUUCUAGUUUUAUUUUUUGCUAUUAAGAGAUUGUUAAUUUUAAAGGCUUUUACUUUUUUUUAUAGGACUCUCAGGGGAAAUACUCUUAACAAUAUGCCCUAUUGGACUUGUUAAUUCCUUUUUAUGAAAGUAAUAAUUUAAAGGGCUCAGUAAAUCUUAUAAAUCUGGACGCGCCUGCAUUGAAAGAGUUUAGGUUUAUUAAUUUUCAUCUUUUUAUUUAUGCUUAGAACUAUUUUCAUUUGAAGGAGAGAGAGUGA
Molecule: messenger RNA, 339 nt
Organism: Tetrahymena thermophila SB210
Lineage: Eukaryota; Ciliophora; Oligohymenophorea; Hymenostomatida; Tetrahymenidae
Exons: 2
Source: RefSeq, a predicted model, not a curated record